Messenger RNA from Pantherophis guttatus, 3408 nucleotides. The record is from RefSeq and is a predicted model, not a curated record. NCBI's taxonomy places the organism in Eukaryota, Metazoa, Chordata, Lepidosauria, Squamata, Colubridae.
AAACUCUAUACCAUUUCAGACAAAUGGUUGUCCAAUCUCAUCUUAAAAACUUCCAGUGUUGGAGCCUUCCCAACUUCUGGAGGCAAGCCGCUCCACUGAUUAAUUGUUCUAACUGUCAGGAAAUUUCUCCUUGGUUCUAGGUUGCGUCUCUCCUUGACUCGUUUCCAUCUGUUGCUUCUUCUCCUGCCCUCAGGUGCUUUGGAGAAUAGCUUGACUACCUCUUCUUUGUGCCAAUCCCUGAGAGAUUGGAAUGCUGCUAUCAUGCCAUCCCUAAUUAUUCUUCUCAUUAACAAGACAUACCCAAUUCCGGCAACUUGUCAUGCCUCACCAUAAUAUCCUUGGUAGUCCUCGACUUACAACAGUCCGUUUAGUGACCAAAUUUACAACGGCACUGAAAAAAGUGACUGAUGACUGCUUUUCGCAUUAUGACUGUUGCAGCAUCCCUAUGGUCACGUGAUCAAAAUUCGGACGCUUGGCAACUGACUCAUAUUUAUGACGGUUGCAGUAUCCCGGGGUCAUGGGACUCCCUUUCGCGACCUUCUGACAAGCAAAUUCAAAGGGGAAGCCAGAUCCACUAAACAACUGUGUUUCUAACCACACAACUGCCGUGAUUCACUUAAUGACUGUGGCAAGAAAGGUCGUAAAAUGGGACAAAACUCAAUUAACAACUGUCUCACUUAGAAAUGGUGGCCUCAGUUGUGGUUGUAAGUUGAAGACUAACUGUUUUGUGAGGAAGCCAUGUGUGGAAUACCGUCUUCCCAAAGAAGAUGAGAACAGGCUGGAUGAAAAACUGGUGACCCCUUUUCAAAAAAAUUUUCCAUGAAGAUGUUCCGAUGUCCAGGAUGAGUCAAAAGGAAGAUCUGCAGAAGUUGCAGGCCAGCGCCCUUCUUUUUGACCCAGUUAGAGUUAAAAAGGAAGAGGAAGCCAUCCCUUUCGACCAGGCAAAAGAUAGUGAAGGCAGAAGUUACGUGUCUGAGGUAAAAGAUGAGGACCAUCAGUGGAAACCUGAGGAAGAGAAAGGAGCAGCCGAAGAGAAUCUGCGCAGCAAUGUUGUGCACAGAGAACCUAUGAAAGAUGCCCAAGAACUGUGGAGGCAUCAUGAGAAAACUCUGGAAAGAAAUAUUAACUGCAUUUCUUCCUGGGGCAAUGAAAUUCCCGGGCAGGAGGGACUCCGCGAACGUGAGCAGGAGAAGAGGUCACUCUACAGCGCAGUUCAAGACGAGCAGGCCGUCUACCAGUGCUUGUACUGUAAGAAGUCCUUCAACGCUCACUUUAAAUUGAUUAGACACCACAGGAUCCACACCGGGGAGAAACCCUACAAAUGUUUGGAUUGCGGCAAGAGCUUUGACCAAAAAGGCAACCUGAUCGCCCACGCGAGAAUCCACACCGGGGAAAAACCGUUCGUGUGCCCCGAUUGUGGGAAAAACUUCAGCCACAAAGGAAGCCUUAUUUUGCACGUGAGAACCCACACGGGAGAGAAACCGUACAAAUGCCCGGACUGUGGGAAAAGAUUCAGCCGAUCUGGGUCCCUGAGAGAACACGAGAAAACCCACACGGGGGAAAGACCGUAUGCUUGCUUGGAUUGCGGGAGGAGUUUCCGAAAGAAUUCUGAGCUGGCCACGCAUUACCGGUUUCACACGGGUGAGAAGCCGUAUAAAUGUUCAGGCUGUGAGAAAUCUUUCAGCACGAGCUCUAACCUCAUUGCCCAUCAAAGGACUCACACGGGAGAGAAACCGUACAAAUGUUGUGACUGUGGAAAAAGGUUCAGCCAGGCCGGAAAUCUGAAAGAACACGAGAGGACUCACACCGGAGAGAAGCCGUAUAAGUGUCCAGACUGUGGCAAAAGCUUCCGGCAAAUCUCUUACUUUAUGAAGCAUCACCAGACUCACCUUCCAGAAGGGAAAAUGCCAAUGGAGGAGAAACCCUAUAAAUGCUCAGACUGCGGGAAAGGUUUCGGAGAGAAAGCGAGCCUUGGGAGACACGAAAGAAUCCACACCGGAGAGAAACCGUUUAAAUGCUCCGAUUGCGGGAAAAGCUUCUGCCUCAAAUCGAACCUGGUUGUCCACGUGAGAAUCCACACGGGAGAGAAACCGUACAAAUGUUCCGAGUGUGGCAAGAGCUUCAACCAGACGUCAAGUCUUCAUAAUCACGAGCGAACCCACAAGGGCGAGGAACCCUAUAAAUGUUUGGAAUGUGGGAAAAGCUUCAACAGGCCGUCGCAGCUGAAGACUCACGGGAGAAUCCACACCGGAGAGAAACCCUUUAAGUGCUCAGAAUGUGGGAAAGGCUUUGUUUACAGUCAUCACCUUGUUAGACACCAGAGGAAUCACACGGAAGAGAAACCUUACAUAUGCUCCCAAUGCGGAAAGGGGUUUAGCCACAAAUCCACCCUUAUUAGACAUCAGGGAAUCCAUAAAGAAGGAAAAAAAUAGAUACGUUUUUUUGGUUUUGCCUCCGGUGCAUGUGUGAAAACUCAUGCAGAAGUCAGAAGUUCAACCAUAAGGAGAUCCAGGAUAGCAAUAGCACUUAGACUUAUAUACCCCUUCACAGUGUUUUACAGCCCUCUCUAAGCAGUUUACAGAGUCAGCCUAAGGCUCCCAACAAUCUGGGUCCUCAUUUUACCCACCUCGGAAGAAUGAAAGGCUGAGUCAACCUUGAGCUGGUCAGGAUCGAACUGCUGGCAGCCGACAGUCAGCAGAAGUAGCCUGCAGUACUGCAUUCUAACCACUGGGCCACCACCACGGCUCUUGGAAUGCGAAAGACAAAUUUUCUGCAUUGGCCAGAGAACUGAACUAGACAGAUGUUUUAUGAGAUCCGGGAGGACUCUUCAUAAUGUUCUUCAUCACAGUGGUCAGUGAUUGGUCUUUGGAGAGCUUGAAAGAACCACCUCAAGUCUCCUAUGUCCAACAUUUAUGCUUAGACUCUCCAAGGUGCUUCUCAAAAGGCAACUGGACUUUCUUGCUUUUUUUUCCCCUUGAAAACAUUUCGCUUCACAUCCAAGAAGCUUCUUCAGUUCUGACUGAAUGGUGGAGAACGGGAGGAUUUAUAUUCUUUGCAGUUAUCUGGUCGCUAGGAUUUAGAAAGUUGGUCAUUAUUAGCACCUUUGAGACAACUGUGACCUGGAUGAUUGAGAAUCUCCAUAGACAUUCAGGCUCAGAGUAUCUCCACAUGCAAUUCAGGUAGCACCAGCCAUGUGGAAGAAGGAAGAAGCUAAGCUUGGGAGAAGAUGACUGAAGAAGUAGAGGAAUCUCCUUGGAGGGGAGAUAUCCAGGGGUUGGAAAAUCUCACCCCCAAAAUAGCUGAAUGAAAACUAAGCAUAUUUGGUGAUUAUUGGAGAUACUGGUGGGAGGGUAUAGAAAACCGAGUAUAGAGAGAGAAUAAAAUGAAGGACAUCACUAAUCAGCAUAA